This is a messenger RNA of Dichomitus squalens LYAD-421 SS1, 1731 nucleotides long. RefSeq names its product high nitrogen upregulated cytochrome P450 monooxygenase 2. The record is from RefSeq and is a predicted model, not a curated record. The coding region runs from base 1 to 1731 and encodes 576 amino acids. Lineage: Eukaryota; Fungi; Basidiomycota; Agaricomycetes; Polyporales; Polyporaceae. The transcript is spliced from 10 exons. Gene Ontology annotation, molecular function: heme binding; iron ion binding; oxidoreductase activity, acting on paired donors, with incorporation or reduction of molecular oxygen.
AUGCAAUCAAUAUCGUGGCGAAAUACUUCAUCGUCAUGGGAGACACUUGUAUGGGCACUAAGCAUCUCGGCGCUGGCUGGGCACCAGAUAAUGCGGAAAUAUGACGGUUUCUUCCUGAAACUUCAUGCCUCUGUUGUCCUACUUCCCCCUGCCGUCGCAGCGUGGUACGCCAUGUCCCUCCAAAUCGGCCAGAUGUCCCUCGUGUCGACGAUGGCCCUCUGCUACGCCAUAUAUCUGGGAGCUCUAUGCACGACGGUCGUUGCCUACAGGCUAUCUCCCUUUCACCCAUUGUAUCGGUACCCUGGUCCGUUCUGGUGCCGGACGUCCAUGUUCGUUCAUGCUGUCCGCACAACCACCGGUAAACAGAUGACGUAUCUCAAGGCCUUGCAUGAGAGAUAUGGGGAUGUAGUCCGAAUAGGUCCUAACGCGAUCUCCGUGCGGGACGCGUCCCUAGUUGGACCGGUACUAGGUCCUUCAGGUCUACCCAAGAGCGCAUUCUUCACGGGAACAGUCUUGACUGAAUCGAAUAUCCACUUAUCUGGCAUCCGGGACCUCGAGGAACAUGCUAUCCGCCGACGCCCAUGGGUCCGAGGGCUUGCUCCCCCGGCUCUCAGAGAGUAUGAGCAAAUCGGAGCAGCUCGGAUUUACCAGCUGGUCAAUAGGCUAGCAGAGCAGAAGGGAGUGGUGAUUCUGGGUCAAUGGUUCAACUACCUUGCAUACGAUUUCAUGUCGGACAUGGCUUUUGGUGGAGGGUCUGAGCUAAUGCGGGAUGGAGAUCAGACCGGUUUAUGGACCACGCUUGAGAAAGGAACAGCCACGGCAUUGUUCAUGGGCCAAGUCCCAUGGCUCGGAGUAUACCUAGGCCACAUUCCCGGAGCUGCAAGAGCCGUAAACGAAUUUCUUGAGUACAGCCGGGAGCAAGCAAUGAAACGCCUCGCUCGAGGAUCCAUCACUCGUGACCUUUUCCAUUAUCUUGCCAACGAAGAUCUUCCAAAGAAAGACCCGCCUCCCACGGCUCAGCUCCGCAGUGACGGUCUCCUCGUGAUUCUCGCUGGUUCAGACACAACAUCGAGUGGCUUGACGAGUGUUUUCUACGGCCUUAUGACCGACCCCUCUGCAUAUGCGUGUCUGCAGCAGGAGGUAGACCGGUUUUAUCCUCCCGACGAGGAUGUCUGUACUACAAAGCACCAUCGCGACUUGCAUUACGUGACAGCAGUGAUCAACGAAUCCCUGCGACUCUUCCCGCCGACUCCCACCAACAGCUCGCGCGAAGUACCACAUAACUCCAAGUCUCUCAUAUAUAACAAUGUGCUUCUACCGCCUGGGACGCUUAUCCACAUCCCGCAUUAUGUCCUUCACCGCGAUCCCCGGAACUUCGUCUUCCCAGACACCUUCUGGCCCGAGCGGUGGCUCAUCGCGUCCGGCCAACUGGAGCUCGAGAGCGCGCGGCUCCCUCACGGUCUCACGCAGCCGCCCCCUGGUCACGGAAAGCCGAAGUUUGAGUUCGUACACAACGAUGCGGCGUUCAUCCCGUUCUCGAUCGGGCCGAUGAACUGUCCUGGCAAGGGGCUGGCAAUGCAGCAGAUGCGGAUGGUCAUCUGUGCGCUCGUGCAGAGGUUCCGGUUCCGAUUGCAGGAAGGGUGGGACUCGAGGCGAUACGAGGAGGACUUUAAGGACUACUUCACGGCCAAUCGCCCGGACUUGCCGGUCCAUAUCGAGCCUCGGUAUUGA